GCGUGCCGACAGCAUCGUCCCCGUCGUUCUCGCGCCCUCCCCGCUCUCCAGCGCGCGCCCUCCUGCCCUCUCCGCGCCGCACGCCGCUCGCGCGCUUGACGCGCCGUCUGAUGCGAGAGCUCGCGCGGCCCGGCGGCGAGCACCAUGUCCUCGCGCAAGAUCUCGUCGGAGUCGUUCAGCUCGGUCGGGUCCGACUGCCUCGAGAGCCCCGACGACAACGCCGAGUGCCCGUUCUCGCGCGCCUUCUGGAACGGCCGGAGCCCCGCGGAGGCGCGCGCGUUCGACGAGCAGGCUGCCGCCACGGGAGCGCGGAGAGCCGCGAGGAGGAAGCGCGUGAACCUGGAUUUGCUCGGGGAGAGCCUGAGGCGGCUCACCUCACCCACGACCCAGACGAUCCAGCAGGCUCUGCAGCGAACUGUGGACUUCUACAGGCCGAGAAAUAACAGCGAGGACGGAUCAGAGCAGAAACAUGCAUUAGAAAAAUAUCCGUAUGUAAACUCCCAAACCGACAACCAAACCGACAUCUCAGGAAUUCUGCAAUGCACAGCGGCAAUAGUGGGUGUGGGCUUCCCUACACUCCGGGAGCGCUUCGGAGAAGAGUUCUUUGGACUUUGCUUAGAGGAGAACGAGCGGGUUCUCCGCGCUCUGGGCGGGACCCUGCAAGACUUCUUUAACGGGUUCGACGCUCUGCUGGAGCACGCGAGGACCUCGUAUGGACGCAGAGCCUCUUCGGAGUCAGCGUCCUUCCUGUGCAAGGAUACCGAGGAAAAUCGAGACGAUGAGGAAGGAGGAAGAACCCUACUCCUGCACUGCUUUUACCCGGACCCCACGGUGGGUGUGGCCAUGCCAGGGUUGAUCCGCGCUGCCGCCCGCCGCAUCUACCAAGCAGAAGUGGAGGUGGAGGAGGCUCCGUCCACCCGUCUCCGUGCGGUUAACGAGGAUGGAGAAAUCUCUGACCAGUCUACCCCAUCGUCAUCUCCGUCUCCGCCCACUUUCUCGGCCCCCAGCUGUCUGUCGUUCCUCAUUCGAGAGGUCCGGGUCGCGUCGCCGUCGUCAUCGUCCUCGUCCUCACGCCAGCUCUCUCGCUCGCCGAUGGACCUUAGGAUCGGACUGAGCACGUUCUGCAGGGCAUUUCCAUUUCACCUCAUCGUCGGUCCCAAUAUGGACGUUCUGCAGGUGGGCGUGGGAUUAAAGAAUGUCGGGGAUGGGAUAAGGAAGCCACACAGGACGCAGAGCUUCAGUGACAGCUUUCAGAUCGUCUCUCCCAGAAUUCCUUGUUCUUUCCAGAACAUUUUGCUGUGCCUAUCGACGCCGUUUACCAUCCGUACUCGGCCCGACCCGUCCGCUCUGGAAAGCAGGGAGAAGGUCAUGGAACUAAAGGGUCAGAUGAUCCAUCUCCCCGAGUCAAACUCCAUCAUGUUCCUCGGCUCGCCCCGUGUCGAUAGGCUGGAUGGGCUGGAUGGGCUGAUGGGGCGGGGCUUACAUCUUUCAGACAUCCCUAUUCACGAUGCCACCCGUGAUGUCAUACUGGUGGGUGAGCAGGCGAAGGCUCAGGAUGGCCUGAAGAAGCGCAUGGACAAGCUGAAGGCCACACUGGAGCGGACGCACCGCGCGCUGGAGGAGGAGAAGCGGCGCACCGUCGAGCUGCUUUACUCCAUCUUCCCCGGCCACGUGGCACAAAGACUCUGGCAGGGACUUCCUGUCCAGGCCAAAAAGUUCGACGAUGUCACAAUGUUGUUCUCUGACAUCGUGGGAUUCACGGCUGUGUGCGAGCAUUGCACACCCAUGCAGGUCAUCAGCAUGCUCAACGAGCUGUACACACGCUUCGACUACCAGUGUGGUGUGCUUGAUGUCUACAAGAUCGAAACCAUUGGUGAUGCGUACUGCGUGGCUGCAGGGCUCCACAGGAAAUGUGUGUGUCAUGCCAAGCCUAUCGCAUUAAUGGCGCUGAAGAUGAUUGAGCUCUCAGAGGAGGUGCUCACACCCGACGGCAAGCCCAUCAAGCUGCGUAUAGGGAUUCACUCGGGUUCCGUGUUAGCCGGUGUGGUUGGAGUGAAGAUGCCACGGUACUGUUUGUUUGGAAACAACGUCACACUCGCCAGCAAGUUCGAGUCUGGCAGCCAACCACGGCGCAUUAAUGUUUCCCCAUCGACAUACCAAUUCCUCCAUGAUGAUCACUCCUUCUGUUUUAUCCCUCGCUCCCGUCAGGAGCUUCCUGAAAACUUUCCCAAAGAGAUUCCAGGAAUCUGCUACUUCCUGGAGGCUGGGAAAACCAGUCAAGGAAGCCACACCACCUUGACCAACACCCGCUCCGCCCCUAUCCGAAAAGCGUCCUAUAACAUCGGGACCAUGUUUCUACGUGAGACCAGCCUCUGAGGAAAAC
Molecule: messenger RNA, 2383 nt
Organism: Clarias gariepinus (North African catfish)
Lineage: Eukaryota; Metazoa; Chordata; Actinopteri; Siluriformes; Clariidae
Gene: gucy1a2
Product: guanylate cyclase 1, soluble, alpha 2
Exons: 9
Coding region: 145-2376 (743 amino acids)
Biological process (GO): response to oxygen levels; cGMP biosynthetic process
Cellular component (GO): guanylate cyclase complex, soluble
Molecular function (GO): heme binding; guanylate cyclase activity
Source: RefSeq, a predicted model, not a curated record